Melampsora larici-populina 98AG31 is the source of this 228-nucleotide messenger RNA. RefSeq lists its product as uncharacterized. The record is from RefSeq and is a predicted model, not a curated record. The transcript has a single exon. NCBI's taxonomy places the organism in Eukaryota, Fungi, Basidiomycota, Pucciniomycetes, Pucciniales, Melampsoraceae. Bases 1 to 228 code for a protein of 75 amino acids.
AUGAAUCUCAGAUUCAUCACUGCCAUGUCCGUCAUUGGUGCAUCAUUGAAUCAAACCUUUGGUACAGUGAUCAACACUCUCAAAAGCAAAGAGGUAGUCCAACCAGGUCAAGCUCCUUUGGCCAAUCAUGUAGACAUGACUGAGUGUUCCAAUUGUGACAAAUGUAAAAGUGCCUACAAUCACUGCCUAGAAUGUAUACCGUUGGGAAAACAUGGGUCCUCAAAGUAG